CUCCCUUCCACCCCCAUCUCUUGUUGCCACACGCUUCGCAUACGCUCAGAGCAACCAUGGAUCGCCAACCUCAAGCGCUCACAAGAAACGGCUCCUACAAGUUUUGGUCUGCCGAACAGUCCAGGCCACGUUUACCAUCCAUCGCCGAGGAAGACUACUCUCCCAACAACCAGAUCUACCGCACUGGUUUCCUGUACCGCGCUGGGGUAUCCAUCUGGCAAACCAUGGCGCGCAACCUGCGCCGCGAGGGCUUCCCAUACGACGGGCCGCUGGCAUACAGCAAAGGUGAUCGCCCCGCGCUUCUGCUUUACCACCGAGUCCCAAGAGGUGGCCGGCCUAUAUGUGUUGUCUUCCUCCUCGCGACGUUCGGUGGCGCACAAGAGAACGAUAUCCCGAGCUCGUUUCAUCCAUUCCUCCUUCGCGCGCGUCCAGCGUGUGCGAGAUACACGAACACGCCACUCCUAGACACGGACCCGGUGCCCAUUCAUAAUUGGGUUCGGUGGGAUAGCUAUGUUCUCGCACUCCCGAUCGAGCUCGAUGAUUCCGAUGUCGACACCUCGCAAUUGAAGUCAUGGACGAUCGGACAAGAUAAGACAUGGGUUAGCCGCGAGUGGCUCAAACACCUGCGAGAACUGGGGGAGAAGAACGCGGAGAAGCUCGCAGCGAUGUGCCAGGGAGACCCCGAUUUCAUCAAACGAGUCAGGGACGAGAUGAUUGCCGCGAGAGGACCGGAGCGCCGGCUCCCUGAGAUCACCGACACUCAGCCUUCUCAGUCUUUCUCCUCCGCGGGUCAUCCCGCCCUGGAAGCAUGUGCUCGGUCUUACCUGAACGCCGCUAUUCUGCAAUACGGUCUCGAGCCUACAGCAAUCAAGCUCCUCCCCCUCGACGUGCACGGCAUCCUAGACUACCUCGAGGCCCGCAAAGCGAAAGGCAAUGGUUCCCGGGCUCUUGUGCCCUACAAACCUCAACACGCGGAUGCCUCGCAAGAACUAGAAGAAGGCGAAAUACCCGGGCUCACAUCGGAUCUCGAGCUUCGCGCCGCGCGGAUUCUGCAAGGGGAAGACCUCGACAAGUUGUUCUCAGGUUUGCCCAUCGAGUUUGACGACGUUGAGGUGCCCGGUCUUGACAUGGCGGGACCUCAAAAGAUGAUCGCUGCUUCGCCACCGUCGGCAAUGACGACUGACCCGUCGUCAAUAGCGUGCCCGUCCACGCCGGUCAAGUACUCGUUUGCGCUGGCGGAGGGCCCGAUUACGCCGAUCGAAGGUCCGUACACGCCGGUCCAAUACACACCGACUACAUGUACGCCAAGCCAAGCGUUGCACACGCCCCAAUACCUCAAGGCGCCUCUUGUCAAGCGCGACAUGUCGCCGGAAGUCGAGGAGCGCUUAUCGGAGAGACAAAAAUUGCGUAAAUUGCGGGAGCAGGCGCUGGCCACGCGCAAGGGCCUUCGAUCCUCGCGCAAAGGACAAGGUCUGCCCACAAUCAUGGAAGAGGACCCGUCGAUGUCUAUGACCCCUGACCGCUGGAGGCCACCACCGCCUCCCGACCGCAGACGGCGCACGAACGCGACGCCAAGGACACCGAUGAAGGCGAUAACGAAUACUUCGACGGACACGACGCCACAGAUGCCGAUGGAAGCAGCAACAAAGUCGCCAAUGGACGCGACGCCGCUGACCCCCAAGCGCGGCAAUGAAUCGGCCUGCAUUCCUUGGACGCCGGAGACGCCGACACCUCUGACGCGUUCGCGCUCGUUUUUGGACUCGCCGAUACGUCCGACGCUCAAAAGGACACCCUCAUCUCUCAAGAAGACGUCCUCGUCGUCAUCUUUCAAGGCUCCGUCGCUCACUUCGCGCGGACAGGGUCACUACGCGCCGUACCCUAAGCUAUGCUCGCGUCGACAAGUCGAGCGGCCUGAGUGACUACAAGAUGG
Messenger RNA from Schizophyllum commune H4-8, 1930 nucleotides. RefSeq lists its product as uncharacterized. The record is from RefSeq and is a predicted model, not a curated record. The coding region runs from base 57 to 1919 and encodes 620 amino acids. NCBI's taxonomy places the organism in Eukaryota, Fungi, Basidiomycota, Agaricomycetes, Agaricales, Schizophyllaceae. The transcript has 2 exons.